AUGGCCCGCGACUCGCGCGACUCGUUGCAUGCGACGCUGCACCAGCUGCACCAGGCCGCCGCCCACUCGCACUCGCUCACCACUUUCGACGACCUGACUGCGCCACCCGCCCCCGCCGCCACGGGCGAGCCGAAGGGCAUAGAGCUGGUGCAGGGCGGCCUGAGCGGCCUGUACAGCCGCAUCCGAGCGUCCGUUGGCGGCGGGGGGAGGGACGCCGCCGUCGACGGCCCCGACAGCUCGAGACCCAGCGCCAUCGGCCGCAGCCCGGGCGGCGCCUCUGCAGUCUCCUCGCCCGUGCUGGCCUCUGUGCCCCCGUCGCGUCUCCAGUCGCCAUCCUCGGUCGCGUUUCCCGACCUGCUGCCGCCGCCGCCGCCGCCGCCGCCGCCCUCGCGCGACUCGACCGCCUCGAGUGCCACCGUCACGAGCAAGCUCUCGCUCAACGGCUCCAAGUCGUCCCUCCAGACCGCGCGCUCGCGCCCGUCCGCAGCGCCAAGCCUCGAGCCGAUCAGGCCACGGAGAGACGACGACGCGUAUGCACACAGCCCUGUGAGCGCCCACGCGCGCAUCCAGAGCGGGUCCGCCUUUGACCUGCCCAAGAAUGCCUCGGCCAAGGACUUUGCGCCCGGCCGCGCGGCGUCGCCGUCGCCGCGAUUUGCGCCGCUUCGAGACGACGGCGCUCUGCGCCGCAAACGAACCAACAUGGAGCACGGCGCCCAAGACAGCGACACGGAAGACGACAUGGUCGUUGUGGACAGCGACAAGCCUGUCGACACGGCCGGCUUCAAGUUCCCUGCCGAUGCUGUCCACGACAGCCCCAAGCAGUUUUCCGACAACGGCUCCGAAGACACGGAGAAGCAGCACGCCGCUGCCCGCGCUCGAACCCCCGUCAAGGCCCCCGAGCCACAGCGUCCACCGCUGCUGAAGAUUGGCCCUUCGCACUUGCCCGGCUUCCAAAACUCACGAACCUCGUCCUCUGACGGCAUCGGCUCUGUCGUCACGACUUCGACAAUGCGCACGCCCACUGUAGCUCCCAUCAAGGAGAUCCAGCGUCAAGCCCACGCCAGCCCUGCCGUGAACAGCCUGCCACGCAGCGCCUUCAGACAGAUGGGCAGGAAGAUACUGGACAGGGAGUUCUGGAUGAGGGACGAGAAUGCAAAGGACUGCUUCAACUGCGGCGACGCCUUCACCACCUUUCGCAGAAAGCACCACUGCCGCACCUGUGGCCAGAUCUUCGACUCCAAGUGCACCUCGAUUGUCGCAGGCAAGCUCUUUGCGCAGCCGGGCAACCUGCGAGUGUGCAAGCCUUGCGAGAACAUCUUGUACGGCCACGGCGACGACUCUUCGGAUUACACCGAUGACGAUCAAGCAUCCAUCUACGACCACCAUCAAGCCGGGGACUUUGACGACGACGACGACGACGAGAUUGACCAGCCGCAGAGCGACCACACCAAGAUUGGCACCCCGACCAUCAGCAUACCAAUGUCGCGAAAGAGCGGCAGCGAGAAGAAGCGCCGGUCUCACGUCAUUGAAGUCGACGCGCAGACGCUGGCCAGGCCAAGCUCCUCGCGGUCAUUGCGUUCGCUCGGCGGGAGACCACGUUCUUCUAGUCACAAACGCCACCACUCCAAGCAUCAGCACAUGCGCCAUGUCAGACACGAUGACCGUGCGCCCUUUCACCACUAUCUUCACGAGAACCCUCGAACUCAACCCAGUCUGCCUGCCUUCCACCACGACAACAUCAUCGACCCUGACCUUGCCCCGUUCAUGUCGGACGAUGGCUCCAGCGAGGACGAGCACCCAAGCAUCUUUGCGGCCUUGAACGCAGACGCCUCGGCUGCUUCGGGCCUCGAAGGCGACAAGAGUGGCUUCGGCGGCCUUUUGGCCUCGUUGAAAAAAGGCAAGUCGCGUGCGGGAGACAAAGGCGGACCUGCUAAAGAUGGCGACAACGGCGCGCGGCCAACGAGGCGACGCAACCUGAGCGUCAGCAGCAUCACGCACCGUCCGUCACCACGACGCGCCAAGAGCACCAACCUGCUGAGACCAUUCACUUCAGGCUUUGGCGCAUCGCAGUCCGGCACCCCACAACUGCGUCCGUCUCCGUCGCCGACCCCGCCUGGCACGAGCAUCACACGUAGCGCAUCCAUGCAGGGCGGAAUUUUCCCAAAGGUCGAGCUCAACAAAGCCAGUCUCGAUCAUGCCCGCAAGCUCCUUGCGCAAAUGCUGCGCGACGCAGCCGUUGCGCACGUCUCCAGCUGGGAAAAGGCCCUCAUUCCAAUCUUGCGCCAAUGCACAGACGACGUCAACCCAGACGUGGACAGGGGCGACGACAUUGACGUCCGCAACUACAUCAAGCUGAAGAAGAUACCUGGGGCAAGGCCGCGCGACACAGCGUACGUGUCAGGCGUCGUGUUUACCAAGAACGUCGCCCUGCGCAGCAUGCCACGCAACAUUCCCAACCCGAGGAUCAUCAUCAUCACAUUCGCCAUCGAAUACGCACGCCAUCAGACGCACUUUCUGAGCCUGGAGCCUGUCAUCGCGCAGGAGCGAGAGUAUCUGCGCAAUCUGGUCAGCCGCAUCGCUGCUCUCCGGCCACACGUUCUUUUCGUUCAGCGCAACGUGUCCGGCUUGGCUUUGGAGUUCCUCGACGACGAAGGCAUCGCCGUGGUCUACAACGUCAAGCCCACGGUGCUCAACGCCAUCGCCAGGUGCACGCAGUCGCGCAUGAUUUCAUCGGUUGACAAGCUCGCCAUCGAUCCGUCUCACCUAGGACGCUGUGGGAGCUUCGACGUGCGCACAUAUGUGCACAGGAACACCAAGAAGACGUACAUCUACCUGUCUGGCUGUCAGAAGGAUCUCGGCUGCACCAUCAUCCUGCGAGGUGCCGAGAACCACGAUCUGGUCAAGCUGAAGCGCGUUACAGAGUUCAUGAGCUACGUGGUGUACAACCUCCGUCUCGAGACGUGUCUGAUGCGGGAUGAGUUUGUGGACACGCCGACAGAAUCCGUUGUUGAUCCUCACGCCGUCGGCGACGAUGCGCACAUGGAGAGCAUCAACGACGCGAUAGCCAAUGCCGCUGGCAUUGAAACUCACUCUGGCGACUUACCGACGAGGGAUGCUGCACCGUCCUACUACAGCGAUCUGGUGGAGAACCACCGCACAAAGGUAUUGUCAUCAUCACCGUUUGUCAAGUUCAUGCAGCCCUAUCUCCUAGAGCAGGCUCGCCAGUACGAGAGGAAGCUCGGCUCGCUCCGGAAACUAAAGGACCAAUACCCACCCGCGACAGGCGACGAGGAGGAUUCGACGCACGAGAAGUUUGAGCUCGUACAGCCAGAAAUGGUACAUGGAGUCGUCGAAGGAGCGUCAAAACCGAUGCGCGACUUUUUGUCUGCCGUGCACGCGUCCGAAUACGACAAGGCUCUGCACAACUACGAGACGCAAAAGCGACAAUGGGAAGCUUAUCUCUCCGGCAACACGGACCUAUAUGAUCCGUUCAACCACCAGAAGAUUGCCGUCUUAUACAGUGUGGUCAACACCACGACCUCGACGCCAUGCAUCGGGCCUGAGAUUAUUGCGCUUGGUUUCUAUCAAGAGCACGAUUACGACGACGGCUUCACCCCAGACUGUACUCUCGGCCAGUAUGUCGAAGAUCUGUGCACAUCAGCAAGCGUCGUCUGCGAAGUCGACGGGUGCAACCGCCGAAUGCUCGACCAUUCGCGUCAGUACGUGCACGGCGAGGGACAAAUGACCGUCGUCGUCCAAAAGCAUCCUCCAAAGCUCAAGGGUUUGCACCAAGCCAUGCUGAUGUGGAGCGCUUGCAGAGUCUGCGGGACCGAGACGCAGGCGAUUCCCAUGUCUGAAUGGACCUGGAAGUACUCAUUUGCCAAAUACCUAGAGUUGACGUUCUGGAGCACGCAGCUGCAAUCCCGCGUAGGCUCGUGUUCUCACGACAUCCACAAGCAGUACGCACGCUACUUUGGGUACAACAAUGUCGCGCUUCGCAUCCAGUACGACCCCGUCACAAUGUACGAGGUGAUUGUGCCAAGACCAAACAUCACCUGGAAGGUGGACAAAGAUCUGAAGCUCAAGAACGAGCAGUUCCUGAAGAUCGAAGAGCGGCUUGACUGUUUCAUGGCUUCUGUGCGCUCACGCAUCAAAAGUAUCCACGUCGAAAGCGUCAUCCCGGAAAAGGUCGAGGCAUGCAAGACAGAGGUCGAGCGUCUCAUCAAGCGCGCGAAUGACGAGCACGAGUUUCUGCGGCACAAGCUGCAAGACAAGUACAUGAACUCAAAGUACUACGAGAUCAUCCCGCUCAAUCGCGCCAUUCGUGCGAUACAAGAACGGGCCAUUGCGUGGGACGAAACCUUCAUGGACUUUGAGCAAGUCUUCUUUCCAUCUGAGAAGGAUAUUCGAAGGCUUGCCACCCUGCAGCUCAAAAAGCUGUUCCUCGAGCGCGACGAAUCCAGCACGUCUCUGACUUCGGUCGAUGAAGGCGUAGAGUCUGGUGAGGAAGAGCAUGGGUACGACGACAAGGAUGACCUCGCACUGACGCCGAUGCCGUCGAGUAUGUCUCCAGAAAAGGCCACUGACAUGUUGACAUUGGUGGUGAAGGAGGAUGGAGACCCACCCAACGAUGAUGAUGCCACUCCUUUAGCAGAGCGACCGUCUACACCACUCAUCAUUUCCGACUUGCCCAUACAGACACCUCGCGAAGCCGUAGAGCGCGAGGAUGUGAAGCACCUGGAUCUUGCAGUGUCGUCGGACUUUUCUGUCGCCCCAACCAAGGACGAGCAGCUGCCACAGACACCCACCCUGUCUCCUGAUGGAAAGGAGUUCGAUCCAGGAUCGCCUACCCCGACGAGCCACCCGAAGAUCAACCCCAUCGACAAGUCUCUAGCAGACGCCAUUGAGAAUAUGCAAGGUUCGCCAUCGCCAUCGCCAUCGCCAACGCCACACAUGACACUGGAAAGCAAGAUUCCGCGACUGGUAGAGACCAUCCGGCGUGAAACACCAGCCCGACCCGCCUCUUUGGCACGCACUCAGUCUCAACCUGGCAACAUACCGAAGCAUCCAUCGACGCUCCCACCCGCUGUGCCUUACAAACCAGAAGUCCUUCGACCGACGUUUAAUGAAUCGCAGAAAGCUUUGGAGCGCAUGACUGAGCGUUUGCGUCUUGGUAUCUCAAAGCAGUCAAGAUCAGUGUCCAGGAUCCCGCGCUCUGUACCCUUCAAGACUCAGUCCACCAAGGUCUCCAAGCUCGCGGAGCACUUCGAGCAGUUGUCCCGCGAGUUCCAAAAGGAGCGCACACGCGAGCGUUACCGUGCAAGGGACAGACAAGUGCGCGCGUACCCGCUUGCAUCUUCCAAACCCAUCGUCGAGGUCUACAAGGAUGUACACGAUGCUGUGCAAGAGAACGCAGCAUCUGAUGAGGACGCGCCGGUCGAGUCUCCACCCCGCACAAGCGUCGACAAUAGUACUCUCGACGACAGUGCGGUCACGGAAAUGACAGACGUAACGACAGCUCCACAGUCGCCAGUCGACGAGCGCCAAGGCCGAGAUCCGCCAGCAUCUCAUACGGAUGCUCUCACUGACAGCGAGGAGUCACCAAAGGCUGACAGUCACCCCACUUCUGAUGCCGAGAACGACGCGAGCGAUGUCGAGAUGGCUCCAGAAGACGUCCCCCUGCCAGACAGCAUCUCAAGCUCGCAGCUUCUCAACAUGAGCGACUCACAACUCGAGGCUUCAUUGGAGCUGCCCAAGCAUGAGAAGACCACACUGCUCAAGAUGCUCACCAACUUUUGGUCAGAGCGCUCUGCAAGUGGGUGGGCGCCCCUCGACUACCCGUUCGCUCAGAUCGAGCACGUUUGGGAGGACUCUGACAUAAUCGUUCGUGAAGACGAGCCUAGUUCGAUCAUCGCGCUGGCCCUGUCAAGUCCGGACUACUUAGCCAAGCUUCAAUCAUUCCGCGACGACCCAUCCGGCAUGGACACGGAGACUAUGGAAGAUUCGAUCGAGCGUAACCUCCUCCACGACAAGAACACCAACAUCCGUUAUGGAUUCACUAACCGAGGCGUCAGGGCGCAGUGUAAGAUCUUUUAUGCACAGUCGUUUGAUGCGCUACGGCGAAGGUGCGGAGUCGCAGAUCGCUUUGUCGAGUCACUCUCGCGUUGUUCCAAGUUUGAGUCCAAGGGUGGAAAAUCAAAGUCCAUCUUCCUCAAGACACUGGACGACCGCUUUAUCCUCAAGUCGUUGUCGCCUAUCGAGGUUCAAGCCUUCUUCAAGUUUGCGCCCAACUACUUCGCCUUUACGCAUCAGAACUUGUUCAGGCAGCUACCGUCCGUCAUUGCCAAGAUGUUCGGCCUCUUUCAAGUCCAGAUCAAGACACCCACCGGCCGCGACUUCGACUGGUUCAUGUUAGUCAUGGAGAACUUGUUCUACGACCGUGAGCCCAACCGCCGCUACGAUCUCAAAGGCAGCAUGCGCAACCGCAAGAUCCAGUCAACAGGCGAGCGUGACGAAGUACUUCUUGACGAAAACCUUGUAGACAUCAUCUACUCUGAGACGCCUAUCUUUGUGCGAGAGCACACCAAGAAGCUGCUCAAGGCCAGCGUCUGGAACGACACGCUGUUCCUGUCACAGAACAAUGUUAUGGACUACUCACUCAUGGCUGGAUUCGACGACGGCGAAAAAGAAAUCAUCGUGGGCAUCAUCGACUGCAUCCGCACGUACACGUGGGACAAGAAACUCGAGUCGUGGAUCAAAGACCGCGGAAAGAACAAGCCAACGAUUACGUCACCGAAAGACUACCGCAACCGAUUCAGGAUCGCAAUGGAGAAGUACAUCCUCCAGGCGCCCAACUGCUGGCACCAGUUCGCUGGGCGUAUGGCGAGGAACGUCAGCAGCGGAAGCACCAUUGGCGGCGCAGGAAGUGGAGGACACAGCAGAGGAGGUAGUUUGACGCAGAAGAGUAUCAUGGAAGACGUGGGGAACAUGGGAGAUGAGAUCUCGAGAGCGGAGGCCCGAAAGAUCAAGUAG
Molecule: messenger RNA, 7032 nt
Organism: Didymella exigua CBS 183.55
Lineage: Eukaryota; Fungi; Ascomycota; Dothideomycetes; Pleosporales; Didymellaceae
Exons: 2
Coding region: 1-7032 (2343 amino acids)
Biological process (GO): phosphatidylinositol phosphate biosynthetic process
Cellular component (GO): endosome membrane; fungal-type vacuole membrane
Molecular function (GO): 1-phosphatidylinositol-3-phosphate 5-kinase activity; metal ion binding; ATP binding
Source: RefSeq, a predicted model, not a curated record